AAACAACAUGCUUGCCGCCAAUGCAUUAAAUUUGUUUCGUGCGUCCGGUAAACGGUCUUGUAGGAUUUUAUCAUGUAGAGCUGCAUCCCAAAUUACGGAAAUAAACGUGGAUAGUAAAACACUGGCAGAUGAUUGAGACUGAGAUAAAUCCCCAUGUCCAGGAAUGGGAAAAAGCUGGCCAGUGGCCUGGUCAUAAGGUUCUUAAACAUUGGAAAAGCAGGAUUCCUGGGUAUUACAAAGCCCAUAGGUAGGAGUCAAACUUGCCUGAAAGAUAGACAAGUUGGGAAUGUGAUGCUCUGACACAGGCCACAUGUUCUUUGGUGAUGUCCGAGUCCCUGCCAAGAAUGUCAUUAGAGACAAAGGAAUGGGGAUUAUUUAUCAAAUGAUGCAGAUCAGGAGGAGCACAUCUGUUUGGCCCUGGAGACGUGCAUUAAUGAAACUAUUUCGUACACUAAAAAUAAGAUACCCUUUGGCCAGCCCUUUGUCAACAACCAGUAUAUUCACUUUCGUCUUGCUGAACUGCAAACAGAGAGGAAGUGUCACACCCCCCACACCCCCCGCCAUGAUGGCCCUGUAUGUAAGGUUCUUCAGAUCUCUACAUAGCAGGACAUGAUGUAACAAAGCUCGCAUCCAUGUGUAAGCUGAAGUCAGGUCGACUAGCCCGUGAAGUAACUGAUUCUUGCCAAUAAUUUUGUGGUGAAAUGGGAUUCAGGAAUGAGGUACUGGUGAGCCAGCUAUACAGAGACUUGCAUUUGUAUUCCACUGGAGAGGGUGCAGAUGAGGUUAUGUUGACAAUUAUCAGCAAAUAUAUUGGGAUUCUAAAGCAGUCUAAAAUGAAUAGAACAAAGAGUGUAAGGUUGAAUGUCAAUAGAUUUGCAUACAUAUUUUUAUUGACAAUUAAAAGAUUAUAAG
Molecule: messenger RNA, 912 nt
Organism: Penaeus indicus
Lineage: Eukaryota; Metazoa; Arthropoda; Malacostraca; Decapoda; Penaeidae
Exons: 7
Coding region: 311-613 (100 amino acids)
Source: RefSeq, a predicted model, not a curated record